Molecule: messenger RNA, 744 nt
Organism: Corylus avellana
Lineage: Eukaryota; Viridiplantae; Streptophyta; Magnoliopsida; Fagales; Betulaceae
Product: RNAse THREE-like protein 1
Source: RefSeq, a predicted model, not a curated record
CGCUGUAUACAUUUGUGCCAAGAAAAUUAGAACCAGAGCACCCAAUCUUAGAUGGAAAAUAAUUGCUCACCCUCUGAAAACUUCAUUGUUAAAUCUCAAACACCUUCCCCCAUAGCCCAAUCCCAGGUCAGGUUGAAGAAACCCAGAACCAGGCCAUUAAGGGAAGCUGUAAAGCGAAGCCCUAAAGAGGGAGCAAAGGUGGUUGAAUAUGAUCAAGAGCCAACCUCAAGAGCAGAUCAGAACGACACCGUUCAAGCACAGAAAUUGAUGGUUGAAGAUGCUUCUCUUGAUCCCAGAGAGUGCAGAGAGAACACCGCCUUUCAGAAUGAAGGUGCUUCAAAGAAGGGAUCUGCAAAGUCACAUCUAUACGAGAUCUGUGCUGCAAACUAUUGGAAGCCCCCUUUAUUUGAAUGCUGCAAAGAGGAAGGGCCAAGCCAUGCAAAAAUGUUCACCUUCAAGGUUAUUGUUGAGAUACAAGAAGCCUCAACUACUGUUUUGGAGUGCUUUGGGGCUCCCCAAUUGAAAAAGAAAAGGGCAGCAGAGCAUGCAGCUGAAGGUGCACUAUGGUACUUGAAGCAUAGUGGUUAUUCUCCAAAGGAUGACCAAAUCAUAUAGAUUAGCACAUAAUAUAUGCCUUUGUUUAUAAUAUAUCUAUAUAUAUAUAUGCCUUUGUUUAUUCCCACUAUUUCCUUACUGGAAAUUAUAUUUAGGGUUUCGUUGCCCAUAAAAGCUUUUGUUCUUUCA